AUGGCGCCCUCAGCCAUUGAGACCAUCACGAUCCCUGAGCCCCCCAAGCUGCACACCACCACCGCGGCCACCGGCGACUACAAGGAGCUGUCCCCCACGCGCUUCAGCCGCGAAGACGAGGUCGCCGGCACCGAGGGCUUCGAGGCCGCCAAGUACCCCCACUACCUGCCCACGUGGAACCCCGACGAGCACUACCCGCCGCUGCAGCCCUUUGAGCACCACGAGCACGGCAAGGACGCCGACACCACCUUCCCGGAGCUGCUGCCGGCGUCGGCCCAGCGCGUCGACCUGACGCCCACCAUUGGGUCCGAGGUGCGCGGCGUGCAGCUCAGCACGCUGUCGGACGCGGGCAAGGACCAGCUGGCGCGGUUUGUGGCGGAGCGCAAGGUGGUGGCGUUCCGGUUGCAGGACUUUGCCGACCUGCCGAUCCAGCAGGCGCUCGACUUUGGCGGCUACUUUGGGCGCCACCACAUCCACCCGACCUCGGGCGCCCCCGAGGGCUACCCGGAGAUCCACCUGGUGCACCGCGCCGCCGGCGACCGCACGGCCGAGGCUUUUUUUGCGUCGCGGACCAACUCGGUCGCGUGGCACUCGGACGUGUCGUACGAGCAGCAGCCGCCGGGCACCACGUUUCUGUACAUCCUGGACAAGCCCGAGACGGGCGGCGACACGCUGUUUGUGGACGGCGUCGAGGCGUACAACCGCCUGAGCCCGGCGUUCCAGCAGCGGCUGCACGGCCUGCAGGCGACGCACUCGGGCAUCGAGCAGGUCAACUCGAGCGUGGCCCGCGGCAGCAUCAAGCGCCGCGAGCCCGUCUACAACGUCCACCCCAUUGUGCGCACGCACCCGGCCACCGGCGAGAAGGCGCUCUACGUGAACCAACAGUUCACCCGGGAAAUCGUCGGCCUGAAAAAGGAAGAGUCGGACGCGCUGCUCGACUUUCUGUACCACCACCUGGCCCUCGGCGCCGACUUCCAGGCCCGUGUCAAGUGGGAGGAGGGCACCGUCGUCGUCUGGGACAACCGCGUCACCCAGCACACGGCCCUCGUCGACUGGAAGGGCGGUGCCCGUCGCCACCUGGCCCGCAUCACGCCGCAGGCCGAGCGGCCCUUUGAGACGCCGUUUGAGGCGAAGGCAUGA
Molecule: messenger RNA, 1140 nt
Organism: Sporothrix brasiliensis 5110
Lineage: Eukaryota; Fungi; Ascomycota; Sordariomycetes; Ophiostomatales; Ophiostomataceae
Product: taurine dioxygenase
Exons: 2
Coding region: 1-1140 (379 amino acids)
Cellular component (GO): cytoplasm
Molecular function (GO): 2-oxoglutarate-dependent dioxygenase activity
Source: RefSeq, a predicted model, not a curated record